Messenger RNA from Oncorhynchus keta (chum salmon), 9027 nucleotides. Its product is annotated as muscarinic acetylcholine receptor M4-like. Bases 695 to 4543 code for a protein of 1282 amino acids. NCBI's taxonomy places the organism in Eukaryota, Metazoa, Chordata, Actinopteri, Salmoniformes, Salmonidae. Gene Ontology annotation, biological process: adenylate cyclase-inhibiting G protein-coupled acetylcholine receptor signaling pathway; adenylate cyclase-activating adrenergic receptor signaling pathway; autophagy. Gene Ontology annotation, molecular function: G protein-coupled serotonin receptor activity; G protein-coupled acetylcholine receptor activity; protein binding. Gene Ontology annotation, cellular component: plasma membrane; synapse; intracellular membrane-bounded organelle. The record is from RefSeq and is a predicted model, not a curated record. The transcript is spliced from 19 exons.
ACUUUAAAGCAAAAGUGACCCUUUUGAAAGCUAGCUAUUUAUUACACUGAAAACAAAAAAAUAUCCCUGUUUGACGCCCACCUCGGUUCCUGUGUUCAGCUAGUAAUGCCUGAUGUGCUGAGCCAGGUCUGAUCUGGCCAGCUGGCUAAUGUUUUGGAGAACAUAGACCAAUAGCUAGCCUAGCUACACUGCUAGUUUGCUAACCACAGUCGGUCAAUACAAUAUGAAAACAUCGGAGAAAAUGAAACAUAAAUAUACGAGACCGUUUCAGACGCUGGUAAAAGUAUAAUAUAUGUAACUAGUCAAGAACAUCCAACCGUAGCAGUGGGGCAAAGUUUAACUGCCAGAACUCACACCACCAGUUGUUUGGUCAUUAACGUUAUGUUUUAAUUCUGUAAAAAGAACAGAUUUAAAUGAUUUAUGCCACCAAUGGGAAUAUUGUCAUCAGCUCCUCAUGGCUGUUAAAAAAGUUUAAAAAAAAAUAUUUUUAGCUAGUUAGCUACAAACAUGGUUCUGUCAUCAAUAGUUGGAUUUCAUCAUGCUAUGUAUGGUAAGGUAAAGGUGUAGACUACAAGCUAGAUGCCCCUUUAGACUACAAGCUGGCCACACACACUUUCAUAUGGCCUUUGCGAAGACCCUUUGGUGACUGAGACCAACAAACACCAGUGUGAAGGAGGAAGGUCUGAUCUUUGAGAUGACUGUCUACCCAAAGAAUUCAGUGCGGAUCUUAUCUGCCCGGGAGUGUGGUGCCCGCGGCCUUGGCUCCCAGCGCCUCCUGCAGCAGCUUGUUGAGGAGAAGACCCGGCGGAUGAAAUGGCAGAGUCAGAAAGUGGAGUUGCCGGACAGCCCUCGUUCUACCUUCCUGUUGGCUUUUAGCCCGGACAGGACCUUAAUGGCCUCCACACAUGUCAACCACAACAUUUAUGUCACAGUGGUUAAGACAGGGAAGUGUGUUCACUCUCUGGUUGGCCAUCGCCGCACUCCUUGGUGUCUGACCUUUCACCCUACCAUCUCUGGUUUGGUGGCUUCGGGAUGUCUGGAUGGAGAGGUUCGCAUCUGGGACCUGCAUGGUGGCAGUGAGAGCUGGUUCACUGAGAGCAAUGUGGCCAUUGCCUCCCUGGCCUUUCACCCUACCGCCCAGCUCCUUCUCAUAGCAACAAACAAUGAGGUUCACUUCUGGGACUGGAGUAGGAGGGAGCCAUUUGCCCUGGUCAAGACUGCCAGCGAGACAGAGAGAGUCAGACUGGUGAGGUUUGACCCACUGGGUCAUAACCUGUUGACCGCUAUAGUGAAUCCCUCUAACCAACAGCAGAGUGAUGAUGACUCUGAGGUCCCCAUGGAUAGCAUGGAGAUGCCCCACUUUCGCCAUCGAUCCUUCCUACAGUCCCAACCGGUCCGCCGUACCCCCAUUCUCCACAACUUCCUGCACAUUCUGUCGUCGAGGAACUCAGGCUCACAGUCUGAGGAGCAGCAUCCUCCUGAACCCGCUGUCAAUAGUGCUGCUGACUCUCCUAGUCUUCCCUCUGGACGUUAUUCCGCCCUGCGGAAUAGCGUCCGACCCCCCUACCAGGGUUGUGUGCAACACCUUGGUAUGGUUUGCUUCUGCAGUCGGUGCUCUCCCACCCAAGCCCCUUCACCAUCUGGAGAGGACCCCUCUGACCCUGAGAGCCUGGAGACCCAGUCUUAUGCCUCCACCUUCUCCUCUGCUCGCACUGAGCCCCGGCAGCCCUCUGAGCCUCGCUCCUCACACCGUCCCUCUGCCUUCAGCAGUGUGUACAGCGGUGCUAGAGGACACUCUUUACGCACUCCAUCUUCAGGCCACCAGCAGCCAGGCCGGGAGUGUUCUGGGCGACUGGCGGGGGCAGACUGGAUGGGUAGCAUGCUCAACAUGCGGCCUGAGCAUAGUGGGGGUGUUGGGGUAUCUCCACCCAGGACUAGUGCAUCAUCUGUCAGCCUGCUGUCUGUGCGGAGACAGCAGGAGUGCUCCUAUCAGUCGCCUGUCUACACCUCUGCCACAGAGGGAGGAAGCUUUCCCCCAGCAGUUAUGAGCCCCCACAUCAGUGGAAACAGCUCUGUAGAUGGACCCAGCACUAGUAGUGGACACCACACUCUUGGGGAGGGAGGGAGCAACAGCCCCACCUCUAUCCGUAACGUGCUGCAGUGCAACUUGAAUCGCUACUUCAUGGAGUAUGAUCGCAUACAGGAAAUGGAGCAGUCAGGUGGCACUGGUGGAGAGAGCAGCCAAGAGCAACAGACAUGGGAGAUGCUUAAUAAUAACAUAGACUCUGAGCAGCCUGUCACUCCCCAUUAUCAGCCCCCCCACAGCGGUGAUGAUGGUUCUGGUCCCUUCCGCGGCCAUGUGAACCGUUGCAGGGUCUGCCACAACCUGUUCACGUUUAACCAAGGUACACAGCGCUGGGAGUGCACCGGCCAGACCCCAUCACAAGAGGGGAGCACCUCAUGGCAGCCCCCAAGCUCCAACCCUGCCUUUCACAACAUUAGGCAGACUGUGAUACAGGAUCCCCAGUCCUCUGACAGGAGACAGUUAGCACAGCCACAGCCCAGUGCUGAUGAACCUGGAGGGGACACAGCCUUCCCUCACCGGGGAACCCCUAGCCCGCAGAGAGAACGGGCAGUGGGGUUGGUGUAUAAUCAGGAGACAGGCCAAUGGGAGAGCGUUUACAGACAGUCUGCCAGUCCAAGUACAGCGGUGAAUGUACCACAAGAGGCCUUAAACCAAGAAAUGCCUGACGAAAGCUCUGAUGACGUUUACCUGAGAAGGAGACUUUUGGAGUCAUCUAUUAUGUCACCGUCUCGGUAUGACAUAUCUGGCUCCCGGGACCAUCCCAUUUAUCCAGAUCCUGCCAGGUUGUCACCUGCUGCGUAUUACGCCCAGCGGAUGAUUCAGUACUUAUCUCGGCGGGACAGCAUUCGCCAACGAUCACUGCGCUACCAGAGCCGACUGCGGCCUCUCUCGUCCACAUCGGAUAGCCCAGGAAGCAACCCCUCCGUUGAGAACAACGAGGUGGACUUUGAGGAGUUUGAGGAUAACGGUGAUCGCGCCAGACACAGGGCUCCGCGCAACGCUCGUAUGUCUGCCCCCUCGCUUGGCAGAUUUGUUCCCCGGAGGUUCCUACUGCCUGAGUAUCUGCCAUAUGCUGGCAUCUUCCACCACGAGAGGGGCCAGCCUGGCCUGGCCACCCAUUCCUCUGUCAACAGGGUCCUAGCAGGUGCGGUUAUUGGGGACGGUCAGUCAGCUGUGGCCAGUAACAUCGCCAACACUACCUACCGCCUCCAGUGGUGGGACUUCACCAAGUACAACCUACCUGAAAUCAGCAACUCCUCGGUCAACGUGCUGGUGCAGAACUGCAAGAUCUACAAUGACGCCAGCUGUGACAUCUCUGCAGACGGGCAGCUCCUGGCCGUGUUCAUACCCAGCAGCCAGCGGGGCUUCCCAGACGAGGGCAUCCUGGCUAUCUACUCUCUGUCUCCUCACAACCUGGGAGAGAUGCUCUACUCCAAGAGAUUCGGUCCUAAUGCCAUUUCUGUCAGCCUGUCCCCAAUGGGCCACUACGUGAUGGUGGGCUUGGCCUCUCGCAGGAUCCUGCUCCAUCACAACACAGACCACAUGGUAGCGCAAGUGUUCCGCCUGCAGCAGCCCCAUGGUGGAGAGACUUCCAUGAGGAGAAUGUUUGAUGUGGUGUACCCCAUGGCCGCUGAUCAGCGGAGACACGUCAGCAUCAACUCGGCCCGCUGGCUCCCAGAACCUGGCCUGGGUCUUGCCUACGGGACCAACAAGGGAGACCUAGUCAUCUGCAGACCUGUAGAUGCCCAGUUAGACGGAGACGGCCCCACUGAGCACAGUGAGUCCGUAUUUGCUGUCAACAACAAUCGAGGCGGUGGUACUGGUGGGAGCCGCAACGGAGAGCGACCAGGAAGCAGCAGGGCCCCCUUGAGGUCUGAAAGGGACAUGGGGCUUAUGAACGCCAUCGGUCUCCAGCCCCGUCACCCUACCCCCGUUGUGACAUCACAAGGCACACAGACACCCAUCCCACAGCUUCAGAAUGCCGAAACACAGACCGACCGAGAUCCCAGCACAUUCCGGGCCUCCGAAGCAACAGACAUUGGUGGACACGUAAGGGACCUUCAUCCAGGAAGCAGCACAGAGAGUGCACCGUCUCUGUCAGCCGAGGCCUCCUCAGAGGCCAGCACCACCUUGGCUAACCCAGGGGAAUCUGAAGACCAGGGCCGUGGGGAGGACGCCGUUUCUCGGCUCCGCGGGCUGAUCGCUGAGGGUGGUAUGACGGCCAUGGUCCAGAGGGAGCAGAGCACCACCAUGGGCAGCUUCGGUAACAGCAUCAUCGUUAGCCACCGCAUCCACCGCGGCUCCCAGACUGGGACAGAGGCACCGGGUGGGGACAGAGGCACCCAGGGCAGGGGUCAGGGUGGUGGUGAUGGUUGGAUGUCCCUCUCUCCGCCCCACCGGGGCACUCUGUCGUUCACAGAGCCCACCACCCGUAUUCUGACCCACCAGAGCAUGUAGCUGGGUGAGAGCUCAGCAUUCCUGUUAGAGCCCUCUGUGGGGCCCAUAGCAGGACAGUAGCACCUCUCCCCUUCCAGUACAUCAGUCUCUUUUCAUCUUAGCCCAUUGGGGUGGAGGAGGGGGCCGAUGGGACCCCUAUGGACACAGACGAUGCGUUUGAGGGUGUGGGACUUGUCGAUUAUCUAGAUCUACACUCCCCCUCUGCUUCCUCCUCCUCUUCUUCAACCCUGUCCCCUGUUGUCUCCCCUCUCGACAACAACAGCUACAGUGCCAGUUACCAUGGAGACCCCUACAGUCAAUAGAUGGUCAUGUGCUUUUCAUAUCCAUCUGAUCUUUACAUAGAAGACUCUCCUUCCUCUAGCCUUAUUACAUUGACUACUGGUUUUUCUGGAGGCUUCCAAUCCCAACAAUGAAAUCCUACUCCUCCAUUGCAUGUCCUGAUUUCUAUCCAAAAGUAGGCUGGAUGAGACCUAUCUUCAACCUAGGAUUAGGCUUGGUCUCUUCCUUGGAUGUGGUGUUAUUUUCCAUGCCCUGACUUCAGUUUGAGAUUUGUGUCAUUGCCCAAUUGAGUGCAAGAAUCCAAAGCUACAGUUUGACCAUUCUAUCGGAGGGAGGUGGACCUGAGUGACUAUUUUACAAACAGGGUUCAGAUCGGUGGUUUUCAAAGGCCAUCUAGGACCAAAUUCCAUGAUCAAAUUGCAACUUUUUUUGCAAAACGUGUUAAGACUCUUGAUCACUAUUAGCAAGAAGCUGAUAUGCUGAGUAGAAGCACAUUUUAUUAACCAAUCACAUUGGUACAAUUUGAUUGUGAACCUGGAUGACUAUCUGUUUUUUUUAUGUCUAUGAAUUAUAUUUUAUUGUCUGAGAGAGAGAGAGGAUGUUCUAUGUCACCCUUUGUGGUUGCAAAACGUUUCAUUCUUCCUUUAUUGUCGUCAUGGUUGAUUAGUGGUUCGCAAAGAUGUAGUUGACCCAAUAUAACUUUGAAUCUCUUGUACUACAUAGGAGAGCAGCAUUACAUUACAGAGUAUAAUUUAGGGUUGGGCAAUAUUUAGGGAGACCAAUUCCACAAUAUGCUACUCCAGAUAUGGGCGAUAUUCGAUAUUAUCGCUGUGUGCUGUUAAUGACAAAAUAGUUCCCGACUCAUUUAUUUUUUUGUUGUUGCUUAUUUAUGAUGUCAUAACCUCCUUCUCAUUUAGACUUCUUUUCAACAUAUUGAUACUGCCUUACUGAUUAAGCUGCGCGGUUUUGAUUUGUAAAGUUCAAAUAGUGCGUCACAAUAGCUCGACCAUAUAGUUGAUGACAAAUAUUGCCGAUCCUUCGAGAUGUCAUACGUUAAGCCGAACCUAGUAGCAUUACAAGACUUUGCUCCCAGACAGUGGCCAGAUAAUACCAUUACUCUUUUCUCCCCAGUGUGAUGCCUGUAUCUGGUGUACAGUGUGCAGUCGGGUGUGUGUGUGACAAUGGCUAAUCCGUAAGAAAAGAAAACAAACAGCAUGACUUAUGUAUGUCAAAGGUUGAUGUAAUAAUAACAGGGUACAGUACACAUGUACUACUGGCAUGUAAUGAUCAUGAGCUCCAGAUCCGCAGCCUCGUAACUUCGAAACGCGUUUUGAAACACCUAAAUACUGUGCCAAGUAUUUGAAGUGAAGCAUUUCGACAAUAGUGUAUCUCUUCUACGAUUUCAAACGGUCACCCCAUGUUUUGUGAUGGUUGUCUUUUAUACAGUAGGAUUCCUUCUCUCGGUUCACUGUGGUAUGUUGAGCCCAGUCAUCUAAGGCUAAAUGGAAUUUGAGAAGGAGAUGCAUCCAGAAGGCUCUCUUUAAAAAUGACCUGUUUGCCUCCUACGAGCCGCCCCGGUGCCUUGAGGGUUGUGUCGUUGUGACAGAGAGGCAGUGGGAGGUGCACAGGGGCGAUGGUGCUGAUAGCAUUCCGAGUCACCACAGGGGCAAAGCUCUCUAGGUUGAAUGGACUUUGUGUGCUUCAAAACGGCUUGGUCAGUUCUUAGUCCUUUUUAAAACUGGUUUUAAACAGUAAUCUGCAAAAAAUAAUACAUUUUAUUUCUUGUUUGUCCUAUCAAGGUGGUCGGUUGUGACAGUGAAAGAAACUGUGUUGAAUUAAUGAAUUCGCAAGUGCUUACUGCAGCUCCAUGGUGAAUGGGUUACUUUUUUGAUAUUUGGAUGUGAAAAGUUACACAUUAUGAACAGGUUUUUGUCUCUCAGCCACUGUUGGUCCAGCCAACUUGCACUGCUUAUAUCUGUCUCUCUAUGUAUUGUGUAUAUUGUGAUUGUAUCUGUUGUAUCUGUUGAGUUUAUAUAUGUUUUAGAAAGAUGAUGGUUAUAUAAGAUAUGUCAACUUAAGCAAUAAUGUAAGGUUGAUCAUAAUCUUUUUUUCAUAUACAUUUAACCAGAGUUGCAUUAGUCAUGUGACCCUGCAGCAGCACUGUCUAUCUCUGUUGUUCAGAUCACUUCUAGGAGAGCAAUGCACCAUUUGUCGGUUCAUAUGCUGAUCUGACGACAAACAACUUCAGGAAGAUUGUCAAAACGAUAAAUAUAUUUUGUUAAUUCGUUUAUCCGAUUGUGAAAUUGUCUUCCCAGUGUUUUCCGAUACUCUAUGACUGACUACUCACUUGUACUGUGCCGAUCUUCAUUUGAAUUUGUCCUCAACGGGGCGGCAGGGUAGCCUAGUGGUUAGAGCGUUGGACUAGUAACCGGAAGGUUGCAAGCUGACACGGUACAAAUAUGUUGUUCGUUAACCCACUGUUCCUAGGCCGUCAUUGAAAAUAAGAAUUUGUUCUUAACUGACUUGCCUAGUUAAAUAAAGGUACAAAUAAAUAAAAAUAAUAAUUGAUCCCAUUAUGGCUUGUAAUGACUCCUGUAAGGUUAUGGGAAAUACUAGAUAUACCUCUCAUAGCGUCAGACUCAGAGUGAAAUUAGAUUUGGACAAAUAUAUGCUUGUUAUUCCAGCAUUAAUUUGUUUCAUGUUAGCGUAUGAUCCAUGAGGGACAAUACCAUUCUGAUUUUAUGCAAAAAUCAUCUGUUUACAACAACUUCUAUCCAUCGACCCUUGGAAAGAGCAGGAAGACCGGAGUCUCAUUUACAGUUCUUGGGUUGGAUAUCAGAGUGAUCUGGGUAGUAGAAAAGGGUGUAACGGGAAAGUGUUUGCGACAGACAAACCAAGAGACACAUCAGGCAUCAGAAUGGUUCAGGCUAACCCAGAUCUGUCAGACUCUGCUCCUGAAAAGACCCCCUUUUGGGAACUGGAGCCGACAGCCUGACACUUUUGUUUCCCACGUUUUUUAUUUCUUCUUUUGAGCACACUCAUCUCGCGUUUUUCUUAUUUGUUUUGUUUUUGAACGGGUGGAAUGUACUGUUUUCUUUCACCUGUUUUCUAUUGUAUUUGAAGAGGAUAUGAUGGACUGUAUUCUAGUGUCCUGUUGGUCAAGAGGGCUAAUGGGGAAAAGGAUGUGUUCUAAAUCAGAAGACAGGAGCUUACAGUGGCUUCAUGGGUGACUGUUGGGUGAGGUGGAGCAGGAGAGCUGAACAGCUGCUCCCUGUGGGCUCCGGUCCUGCUGGGUUUGAACUGGGAGGGAAAACGCAGUGAGCGAAAGAGCAGCGAAAGAGCAGCUUUGGAUUUGGUCACCCUUGAUGCUCAUGCAGCAUUGCGUUAGAUGAGCUCAUCUGUUUCGGCUUUCACCUUCUAUCUGCGCUCUUUAUUCGUCAGUUCAACAACACACAAUAAUCCGCCAGUGUGCGCAUCAGUUCAAAACUCAAUCAAGAACCCUAGUUAAAUAGUGGAACUAUGGUAUAUACAGUAGAAAUCGCCACAUUCAGUUCUCCACAGCCCAGGACGUUUUGCGACUACCCGUGUUUUUAGAUUUUCUGUGCAAUUUAAGGGGAAUAUGUAAUCACAUCACAUACUCAACGUAUUUACUUAACGCUUUACACUGUUCACAGAUCAUCACAAAACUCAGUGUUGUCAAGGCAUUACACUGUCGUUUUUUCAUACAGCUGAUAUUCAUAUGUUUGUGCAGCAGAAUAAAAAUGUCUGUGACCUUCUGGAUAUGAUUUGAAAUUUGGAUCAAAUCUGUUUAGGAUUUUUUUUUUAUAUAUAUAUAUUUAAGUCUGAAAUGUGUUUAUAAAUUGAGGAUAAUGAGCUUCCUAUAUGAAUACUUUCAGGGAAAUUCUAAAGGUCAUGAGUGUAUUUGUUCUGUUGUCACUGACUCACAAUGGUGUCUCUUUCUCACGUGUGUCAAUAUGUGAUCUCUUGAGUGUACGUGAACUCAACAAGGAAGUGUCUUCAGUGUGCCUGUUUUUUUUUUUGUAGGAGAUUGUGAUUUGGAGUGGUUUUCUAUCUACUUUUUAAAGGGUAAACCGCAGUAUAUAUGACAGUAGUCAAUGUGCAACUAAGGGGUGUUGGAACACCAAAGAUCCUAGAAAAUACAUGUUGAUCAUAAACAAAUAAAAAUGUGAAGCUAAGAAACAAUA